AUACCAGAGAUAUCUACGAUCUUUAGUCUUAAAGUUGCCCUCAGAAUGGAAGCACGAAAGUUUUCUACCCACAUAUUGGAUACUUCGGUGGGAAAGGCGGCAGCCAAUGUGAGAAUAACAGUUUCCAGGCUGGACGAGAUUCAGGAGUGGAGAUCCCUUCGGGCGGCCCAAACUGACGCAGAUGGUCGCUGCCUGCUCUUGGAAUCUGGUCAAUUCCCCAGCGGGAUCUACAAGCUGACCUUUCACGUGGGCGCCUAUUACGCGGAGCGCAGUGUGAGGACACUCUAUCCAGCAAUCGACUUGAUUGUGGAUUGCAGUGAGAAUCAGAACUAUCACAUUCCUUUGUUACUCAAUCCCUUUGGGUAUUCCACUUAUCGUGGCACAUAAGCUCAGUUAAAACCGAAUAUGGAUGUUACACAACUUAAAAUUGAAUAAAUGUCUUUUAAAUGUUUAGUUGUAA
Messenger RNA from Drosophila sechellia, 460 nucleotides. RefSeq names its product 5-hydroxyisourate hydrolase. Lineage: Eukaryota; Metazoa; Arthropoda; Insecta; Diptera; Drosophilidae. The transcript is spliced from 2 exons. The coding region runs from base 46 to 387 and encodes 113 amino acids. Gene Ontology annotation, biological process: purine nucleobase metabolic process. The record is from RefSeq and is a predicted model, not a curated record. Gene Ontology annotation, molecular function: hydroxyisourate hydrolase activity.